Molecule: messenger RNA, 3051 nt
Organism: Sphaerulina musiva SO2202
Lineage: Eukaryota; Fungi; Ascomycota; Dothideomycetes; Mycosphaerellales; Mycosphaerellaceae
Exons: 2
Coding region: 532-2709 (725 amino acids)
Source: RefSeq, a predicted model, not a curated record
UCUCUGGUACGUGCAAGUCAGUGUGCCAUCUUUGCCUUUGCCGUUGACUUCACCUCCCACCGCCACCACUGCCGCUUCCGCUCCAGCCACUGCCGCUGCCAGCGAGCAUCACUGGUAUUACCGUUUGUUCCUGCAUUCGCUUGCAGUUCCGACACCUCACCGCCCGAGGGAGAGGAGAGUGAGAGAGAGGAAGAGAGAGAGUGAGAGUGAGCGAGAGAGAAAGAAGGGGAGAGGACAAGCAGCUGGACCUGCCCGCUGCCCGCUACAUCCACAUUCACACCCACACCCACACCCACCCUCACACCAGCAACUGCUGCUCAAGAGCAUCAGCUGCUCACCUGACACCACAGAAGGCACUGGACACCAACUACCUCACCUUCCUGCCUGCCUCCCCGCCCGCCCGCCUGCAUCUGCGCGCGGACACGUCGAUGGUGGUCCAUCUGAUCUGGUCGAUCAACAACCAGUCAUAACUCCAACUACCGCCUCUUUCACUCCACUUCAUCUUACCCGCCGCUAGCCUGUGCUGUAAACAUGUCUCGGCACCCGCGAGAAUAUCCGGUGGCCGACCGCUACGACGACAGCCAGAGCGAGUUUUACCGACGUCCCCGCCGAGAUCGUGACUACGACGACCUGGAGGUGGACAUCACCCGCGAACGAUAUCCAGACGAACGACGACCCCGUCAAGAGACGCUGGUCAAGGAACGAGAUACCGUCGUGAGUGAGCGUCGUGGGCCUCGCCUGCCAGACUUCUUGCGAGAGGAUUAUGGCAAGUCGUCGUCUUCAGGGCAGUUGGUCAUUCGCGAAGAGAGACGCGAGGAUGACGCCUCAAGCAGAGCCCCAACGAGACGGCGACGCAGUGUAGAGUCCGCGCGUAGUCGCCCCGCCCCAGAAAGAAGCGAAGAGGAGACCAAAAUUGUGUUUCGAGAGCGCGAGCGGGAGCGACGACCACCAUAUCCAGAAACCCAGGCAGACGAAAAGGAGGAGAUCAUAUUCAGGGAACGUACACGAUCACGGCCCCCACCCCGUGAGCGAGGUGGUGAGAAGGAAGAGAUCGAUAUCAGAAUCACUCACGAUGAACGUGAGCGCCGACCAUCACCACCUCGUAGUGAAGCGCCGCCACCUAUCGAGGAGAUUCGCUUCAGACGAGGAGGUGGCGAGAGACCUGGCCCACCACCUUCAAAACCGGUCGAGAGAACUGAGAUUGACAUUCGCGAGCGUGAGCGUAGCGCUGCACCGCCGCCACCGCGUUCGCGAGUUGAAAGGGAGGAGAUUGACAUCCGAGAGCGACGCUCACCAGCCCCGCCACGCAGUGAGCGAGGAGAGAUGGACCGAGAAGAAAUCAUCUUUCGUGAGCGCCGCUCUCCACCAGGACGUGGACGUGCCACUUUCGAUGAGAUCAAAAUACGCGAGAGCAGCGCUCCUCCGCCCCGUCAUCGCUCUGCGAGUCGGCCUCAGCUCAUUGCCAGGAAGGAGGAAGAGUGGAUAGUGCGCAGACCACGAACACCCUCGCCACCUCCACCACGAGACUACGAGAAAGAAGAGAUCAUCAUCCGAAGAAGAAAGGAGCGCACUCCCUCGCCAGAACCAGAACCGGAACCGCCUCGCGAGCCAACUCCAGAGCCUUCGCCGCCGCCUCCACCACCAUUAGAGCCCAUCUAUCGACCACCAAUCAUUCAAGAAGUAAUCACUCAUCACCGCCACAUUGACCACGGCGUUGAGCGUGCUCGAUCACCAACACCUCCUCCUCCACCUCCAGCUCCUGCACCGCCGAGCCCACCGCCACCGGAGACCAGAGAAGACAACCUGGAGAUUGAAAUUCACCGCAAAGGUAUGCGUAAUGGUAAAGCAUACGAAGAGGAUUUUACCAUUGAAAAGGACUCCUGGGACCGUGAGGAUCGUGUUGUCGAGCGCCGCCGUUCAGUCAGCAUCGAUCGGAAGCGAUCUAUGAGUGUCGCUACACGUCGGCGCUCACCCUCACGCAGCCACCGUCAUUAUGAAGACGAACUUGACGAAGAGGCAGAGUACUACAACCGCAAGAUCUCGUCUCGGGCAUAUCCCGGCGAAGCGUACAAUGGUGCGACGAGAGAUUGGGGCCUUGUCGACAUCCCUCCCGGAACUGAGCGUGUCCGAAUGGACGGGAUCGGUGGCGGAGCUCAAGAAAUCACUUGGGGACGUUACAAUGGUGAGAGGCGUGGCAAAUUCAUCUCGGGUGAUCGUGUCUACGAGACCCCAUACGGUAAUGGAUACGCAUCCCCGCCACCGCUUCCAGCACCCGCGCCUCCUCCGCCACGCGAAGAACGGAGAGAAACCAAGGAGGAGAUCAAGAUCACGAUGGAUCGGCGUACGGGCGGCAGUAGCCAUAAGAAGCGCGACAAGAUGUGGACUGAAGUCACCAAAGACUUGGUGAUCAAGGAAGCCAUCGAGGAGAUGGGCUAUGAGUAUGAAGAGAGUGAUGAGCACUUCUAUGUGAUGGAAUACCUAAAAUAUGAAGACGUACUCCAUCUGGUGGAAGUGACCGAAGACAUCAAGCGGGAGCGCCGUGAGCGUAUACGCGAGCUUCAGUGGCAGAGGGAGCAGCGUGAAGCUCGUCCCAAGAUGAUAGCACCACCUCCUCCUCCGGUACCAGCACCACCAAAAUCUGCUUAUGACGAGCGCAUCUACGAGCGCGAAAUCAUCAUUGAUCGCGACGGUCGCAGAUAUCGGCACUAGAAUGUCCGUGGAUGAGCAAAAGAGAUAUGGACUGCAGCAGCAUCAGUGAGGCUAGAAAUUUGAAAAAGAGGCAGCGUUCAAGCGAAGAGCGAUCAGUUACAGACAGGCACGACAUUCAUAGCGACAACCUGGGAAUGGAAUAGAGAGACAGGCAUACGUGCAUUGCUUGCCAGCAGUCUACGACGUAACGAAAACCAACGACAUGCAUUAGUGAGCAAGCAAAGCACUGGUGCGGCGGUAAUCUGCUGGGCGCUGGGUGGCUGGCUCAAUGAUCCGGAUAGCUUUAGUAGUGGUGUGUUUAUUUGAAAUUUUCGUAUAUUCAUCGCAACAGGUUACACGUAC